AUGUCGCAGGGCGGCUUUCAAUCUAUGGCCUCGCAUCAGCAUGUCGACUCCGAUUUGGCGUCGGCCCGGAAACGCAUCAUCCUCUGUUGCGAUGGCACGUGGCAGUCGGCCGUGUCGGGAAAGAAGAACUGCCCGUCCAAUGUGACGCUGAUUUGUCGUUCUCUCAACCCGGUCGGCACCGACAAAGACGGCGAAUGGCAGCAGGUUGUCUGGUACGACUCGGGCGUGGGAACGACCUCAGGGGGCCUGGGUCCGCUCAUCGAGGGUUCCCUGGGCCGCGGACUCGAGGGAAACGUGCUCGAGGCCUAUAACUUCUGUGUGCUUAACUGGACACCCGGCGAUCAGAUCCUGUGCUUUGGCUUCUCGCGCGGCGCGUACACGGCGCGUAGCAUCGCGGGGCUGAUCGCCGACCUGGGCAUCUGUACUAAGGAUAAACUUCAUGAGUUCCCCGAAUUGUUCCAGCUGUACAAGGACAAGAGCAAGCCCGGGAAGCGCUUCUACGGUAGCUCCGACUAUAUCCAGUGGAUGGAACACCGCGUCCCCGCCGACAAUACUACCACCCACGGCGGCUGGGUCCAGUAUAACUCACGCCAGGUAGAGGUUGUUGGCGUCUUCGACACGGUCGGGGCCAUCGGUGUACCCUCGGUGCAUGGCUAUGAACUAAAAAUAGCCAGCUGGUGGAAGGAGGAGUGGCACAACGUGACCCUCUCGCGCAAUAUUCGGAACGCCUUCCAAGCCCUCGCGAUUGACGAACACCGCCGGGCCUUCUCCCCCUCAGUCUUCUACAUUCCGCCAGAAGGCAAAUCCGUGGAGAUAGAUGAUAUCAAUUUGCAGAAUCAGGUAGUGGCAAAGGCCAAGAACGAAUGGCAGGCUCUAGUGACAGAUAAGACGGCCACCCCGGAUAGCGUCCAGAAGAAGCUCGCGGCGUACAUGGACGCCCGGGGUGAAUUGGAGAGACUGAAGGAAGCUUUAUUGCCCCCUUCGAAACUGAUUCAGGUGUGGUUCCCGGGCUACCAUAUUAACGUGGGUGGCGGAUCCAGUGAGACCCUCAAAGGCAAGGGCGACAUGGAAGAGAUGUCUAGCAUCGCCCUGGCGUGGAUGCUCGAUCAGAUCAAGGAUUUUGUCUCCAUCGACUACAGUGCCUUGCAACGGCACCGGUCCAGCCGAGAGAUGGAAUUGGAACGGCUCAACAAGGAAGUGAAGGCGUACAACUUCCGGCAGAAGGCGCAAGAUGCGCUCGCCAAGGAUUCCUGGGGCAGUUGGCUGUACAUGAAGGCCAAUUCGGCAAUGGCUAUGGCGGGAUACUCGCUCACGGGCGACAAGAAGCCCCCGUUUGAAACCGAGUACAAAUGGGGCUGGGGCGGCACCCACAAGAUGGACGAUAGCUACACGCUCAAGUACCGCUUCAACGGGUCCGAAGCCCGCACGCCACUCAGGUACGCCCUCGACCCGACGGAUAAGACUGAGCAGCGCACACUGGGCGACACUUAUGAGUUUGUCCAUCCGACGGUGGGCUUCCGCGUCAAGCACUUCAAGGGAUACCUGCCCAUGGGGCUCACUCCCGGUCCGAACCUCGCCCCGGAUGCGUACCAGCGACGACUAUCCACCUCAGGGAAAUGGAAGGGGAAGUAUGAGUACGUGCUGAACGGCCGCGUGUUGCCGGAGUGGGAGAUGGAGGAGAACAAGUACUCGCACGAACGGGCCGUCAUCGCCGGGAAGACGGCAUGGGAUUAUGUCGACAACGAGAUCGAGAAGGUCGUCCAUCCGGGGUUCCAGACGCCGCGGUAUCCGAGGUGGAGCUAUCCGUCCGAGCACGAUGCCUCUGUCCGGCCUGAGGGCAAGCCUGAUCCCUCUGGAGGAGAUUCGGACGACGAUGAAGACUAG
Molecule: messenger RNA, 1884 nt
Organism: Penicilliopsis zonata CBS 506.65
Lineage: Eukaryota; Fungi; Ascomycota; Eurotiomycetes; Eurotiales; Aspergillaceae
Exons: 2
Coding region: 1-1884 (627 amino acids)
Source: RefSeq, a predicted model, not a curated record